CCGGCUGGGAGGAGGGACCUAGCCUAGCCAGUCGUGUGCUACGUGCAAAAUCGUUUAAAUUGUAGCUAAGCUAGCUCGCUAACAGUUAACUACAAAAACAAUCCGGCCAUCAACUCAUAUAAAAUCGGCGGUGACACAGACAGAAGACGCGUAAAGAGAAGCUGGUGUUCAGUCACAGACUGGGACUAUUUUUACGACUCGGUUAGCUGUUACUAGCCACCCAGAAAUGUUCACGUAGGUUUAUAGCAAGCUAGCUAAAUUGAUUCAAAUCGGCUCUGAUUGCAGCCCAGCAAUUAAAAUCAAGUUUACCGAUCAGCGGCUCAUGUCUUUAUAUAUCCAUGCGUGUGCUGAAUUUAGCUAGGUUUGUUGUAUUUUUGACACAGUUCAGAAUAUAUUAAUAGGUACCUGGUUGAGUAAUAGCAAGCUGUAUUACUUUACACCGACAGCCAAGGGAAAAUAAACGUGGGAGCCGAGAGAUAUUGCAUAUCCAUGAGCUCAGACUUCCAGCACUACAGCUUCAGAAUGCCGAAUAUAGGGUUCCAGAACCUGCCCCUCAAUAUCUACAUCGUCGUCUUUGGAACCGCCAUAUUUGUCUUCAUCCUCAGCCUGCUCUUCUGCUGCUACCUCAUCAGGUUACGGCACCAGGCGCAUAAGGAGCUGUACGCCUAUAAACAGGUUAUACAGAAGGAAAAGGUCAAAGAGCUGAAUUUGCAUGAGAUAUGCGCCGUGUGCUUGGAGGAGUUCAAACAGAAAGACGAGCUGGGGAUAUGCCCGUGCAAACACGCCUUUCACAGGAAGUGCCUGAUUAAGUGGCUGGAGGUGCGGAAGGUGUGUCCUCUCUGCAACAUGCCGGUGCUGCAGUUGGCCCAGCAGCAGAGUAGCACAGAGGCACAGGGUCCCACUCCACAGCCCCUGCCCGGGGUGGAAAACCUGGUGUAGCGCCCCCAGCUGGCGUCCCGCGGCCCAGCCCUGUACAGGUACACUCGCGCGUGAGCGGACGGGCAGGAGGGGAGAUGUCGCUAUGCAGAGACCCGCGCCGCGCUCGCCCGCCUCUUCCCUCUCCCUGCUGCCUCGCUGGAUUCACAGAGGAGCGUCUUUUUAAUCACGCUUAUUUUUAAAACAAACUUUUUUUUUCCUGUUUUUGUGGACACUGAAGAAGAAUCCGUUUCCUCGUCGGCCGAGCUGUGGUCAUCGUGACCGUUUUCACAACCAAAGCACUUUUUUUUUUUUUUCUUGGGACACCAGCACAUGUGAACAGAAGCAUAACAUAAAAAAAACAGGAAGACAAACGGCAAAAGUUUAACGGCUGCGUUUUUUCUUUUCAAGAGAGCAUUUUUAUUUUUUUAACAAGCACUUUAUAAGGACUUAACCCUAAUUGCUUGUGAAGGUAGUAGCAAGAUCAUAUUUUGUAUAUCAACAUUAUGAUUAAUUUUAUUUUACUUUCAUUUGUACAGAGCCACCGCAUUUUCACUUUAACUACGAGAGAUGUUAAAAAUUUUUCUAAAAGGGAUAGCUUUUCAAGGAUGGAAUACAGUCAGGAAGGUGGGGAGGCUUCUUGGGUAGCCACAUGGUCGUGCGACGCCAUGUUUAUGGAGUUGAAGGAGGUGGCUUGGCUCAGAAGGGGCGGGAACUUGGAUUGGAAGGGGCAGGGCUUCCUUCUCUGGGAGGCUGUAUCCCACUAAUGUGAAUUUGAUGGCUGAGGGGAGGUGGCAGUGGCCCAUGCAGAACCCCCACCAGCACUAACCCCAGAUUCUCCUCAGAGCUUCUACUUUCUCUCCCUCUCUCUCUUCCCCCGUCACUGAAGAGUCUUUUCGGGUGCAGACUCCCCCACUUCAUGUUGUAAACCCAGAGCAGCAGCCUUGGCCGGGUGCAUACUUGUGUUCUGAAAAAUGUG
Messenger RNA from Megalops cyprinoides (Indo-Pacific tarpon), 1894 nucleotides. RefSeq names its product ring finger protein 24 (gene rnf24). The transcript is spliced from 6 exons. Lineage: Eukaryota; Metazoa; Chordata; Actinopteri; Elopiformes; Megalopidae. Gene Ontology annotation, molecular function: zinc ion binding; ubiquitin protein ligase activity. Gene Ontology annotation, cellular component: endomembrane system. Bases 490 to 939 code for a protein of 149 amino acids. The record is from RefSeq and is a predicted model, not a curated record.